AUCCCAUUUUGGUUAUAUUUCUUGAUUUGACUUCAGUCAGCAACGACAAUGAAUAACUGGAAUAAGUAUUCAUAAUUUAAAGCAGUAUAUAAACAAUAAAGGACAGGUGUGCAAUCAUAUAACAAAGAAUGACCUAGAAUAAAAUAUGAAUCAAUAUAAUUCACCACAUUCCGUUUUAGUAAAGUAAGGGAAAAACAAGAGUCGGAACGACAGUACCAUCAGUAAUGCUAAGAAUCAAACGUAGUGAGUACUGUAUAAGAACAAAUAAGUGAAAAACAAAUAAUAUUAAAUUUGAGAUCCUUUGGCUCAAAAGGGACUGACGUCGAACCCUGUCCAUUAAACUCUACAAGUAUCGCAUCCCAAACAUGUUUGUGGAUAAGCAACAAACGAAUAUUGUGCUUGGUGUUUUUAAUAUAGUUGUAUUUAAAACAAUGUAAUUUGUAAUUACAGGUCAUUGUACGUAAAUUAUGAUGAAUUCAACUCGUCUCUGCUUUCCUCCCUUUCAAUCUUGGGCUAACUGUUAGCUUUCUUGGUUUAUUUAGAAAUGGGAUGUGUUGUUUCACUUUCUUAUCCUAGCCGUGUGUAAAAUACAAGUACUGAAAGGUGGUUUUUUCAUUAUGUUGUGUCGUCAUUCCACUCCCGUUGUCGAAGUGUAGAUUAAUGACUAAUCUCAUUAGGUAACUUUGUCACUAACUUCAGUUUUUGGUAUUUUAACCCAGACAGCUUCCGUGCAAUAUCACCCCUCUGUCUCCUGUACUAAUUGUGUUUCCAUAAGUAUAUACUUAGAUAUUUAUCGCUCUUUAUGAUCUGAAACAGUUUAAUUAAGUUUCCUUGCACAUGAUUUCAGGAUCGAUGUUAAUAUGCCUAACUCAAAUAUUAGCUUAGUGAUCUUAUUCAUCAAAUGUAUGGGUUAUUAUUUAUUGUGAUAUGGUUCGCAAUAUUGCGGGUAGACAUUAGUAGAAAUCAUCUGAUUCUAUAGCUUAUAGUCGCUUUGUUACCUUUUAUUUCGACUAGUAAAGAAAAUAUAAUAGGGCGGAAAAAGAUGAAUAUAAUUCAGUGAGUUGCUCAGAGAUGCUACCGGUUUUUUUUCACUGUGUUGUGUUAAUAAUCUGACAACAGUAAUAUGAUUUCUUUUUGUAGUUAACCCACCAGUUACUUGUGUGUGAGCUACACUUUUAAGUGUGAUGGAUAGGGACAUUACCCAUCUGCCCAAACCAACGUGGACGGAAAAGGGUUCAGAUCUGGAAGGUCUUAACUACGAAGCGACGAGUUUUCACUAAAGUCAUUAUCAUAAUAAUAAAUUUUCUCUAUCCAUCUGAUGCCUCACUCUUUAUCUGGUUUUAUCUGUCAGUUAGGUUUCUAAAAUUGUAGCUUUUGUUUAUUGAUUUCUGAUUUCAGAACAUGUUGAAUGCAUUAUUUCGCUUAGUCUAGUGAUGGACGCAGCUUUUUGGAGGUUUUAUAUCAUAAAUUUUACAAACAAAUGAAUUUCAGAUGGAUUUAUGGAAAAGCAUUGAGAAAAAUCUGUCUUGGUUUGACUUGUCGUCGGAGGUGCGUAUACAGUUGAACGAUGACCCAAAGAAGUACGAGGAACAGAUUUUGUUACACAGUUUUCGAAACCAGUUGCGCUACACCGGAAAUAUAGUACAAUUGGUAUGCAAAGUGUUUAGAUAAUCUCAACUUAAGGUCAUAAAACGUGAAAAAAAAUACUACGAGAAACUUGUUGAUUAUGGAAGACAACAUUAUCUCCUAUAUCCUUACCACUUACAAGACAAAAUAGUCCGUGGUUUGCAAAUUACGCAGUUUGUCUACUACCGUCGCAUGAUAAUUGACCUGAUUUCGACUGAAAAGUCAUAUGACUGUCUUCCAAAUUUUACUGCUGCAGAUUGCUUACGUUUGUUGGGAAUUGGCAGAAAUCAGUAUAUUGAGCUUGUUAACACUUACAAGAGUUUCCUGUCGUCAAUAGGUCCUGACGAAAAUGAAAUUCAGGGACUUCUUUGUGACAUUCUGCCGUCACAGCCAAUCGAUAAAGUCAUAUUUGAGCCCUGGUAUGUAGUUCGUAUUGGGUCAGUUAUGUUAUCUGACAUACAAGCAUCUACGGAUUCCGAGCGCAUAACGAUCGACCAGCUUAUAGAUGCUGAAAAAGUAGAUGACUUGGAGGAAUCCAACGAAGUCGGUCCCGGAAUUCUGGUUAAAGAUCUUGAUCAAAAUAUCAUCAAAGGACUUUACCUUCGUGGUUUGGUUUACAUUGAUAUUCCAGUGUCUUGUGACGACAAGAUAUGUGUCCCUACACUUGAGGGCUUCGUAAUGAAUCGUAUCAGUGGAGAUAUUAGAGAAAAUCUUUUAUACAAGAUUUUUGUCACUGCUGAUGAGAAUACAUCAGUUAGUGAACUAGCCGAGUGUCUGCAGGUAGAUGUGAAUUCAGUAAAACAAGCUGCUUCUAUAUUUUGUCGGUUGGGGUUCGCUCAAAAACGGAUUGGACGUCUGGAGAGUCGAACACAGCCUUUUCAAAUUCCAAUAUCCAUUGAGGAGUCUGAUACGCUGCUACACACGGAAAACUCAGUUGUCGACGCAAACUUAGAUUCCUUUCCAUCUGUAGAUGACCACCCUCAGCAGAAAAAAAAGUUGGUUCUGAUAUUUGAUUCGACCAUCACAGCUUAUCUCAUGAUGGGCAAUUUAUCACCCAACUUAAAGCCUCAUGCAGUUACAAUGUUUGAAGUCGGGAAAUUAUCAGAUGAUUCAUUGAAUUCUUUCAUAUUUGAAUUAAACCAUCUCGCUCCUGUUUCAGAAGGUGAAGCCGGAGUUUAUCGCGAGUAUGCUCUGAAUUUAAGAAAAACAAUCCACUUUUUGCGUAGUCAGGCUUCAUUAGACUCAACGGACUUUUGUGAUGUGGAUUUAAUUAGAGGUGGUUCGUUGUUAAGUUUAGAGGCUGAAACACGCAUACGAGUUUUGCGCAAAAACUAUAACGUAGUUGUGAGCCUUAUUCCCUCAACAUAUGAAGACCAGCAAGCUUCUGAUUCCCAAUGGCCACCACAUUUAGGACCACCUAUAUCAGAAGCUAAUUCUCCGUGGUUCGGUCUUUUUAUUUCUUGUAUCGCAAGCAAUACAAUUCAAAGAAAACAGAAUCCCAGUGUUAAUGUAUUGCCUACUCUUUUGAUAACAUGUGGUACUAGAAUAUCUAGACUUCCAUUACCUUUACGAGGAAUUUCACGCUUCUGGCUUACUGCAUGGGGUCAUGAUGCUGUAGUGGUAGACUCAACUAAUUUUUUAACCACAGCAAACGAUAUGCUUCUAUCAUCACCUGUACUUAUCCAAGCUAUCGAAAGUUAUGAAUUUGAAGAAAAUUUAUCCCAGAGGUACAUACCUUUACCUAUUUCCAAGGAAUUCCUACAACAUUCAUCCAAUUGUGUACCAGAAUUCAUAAUACAUCUUAUGAACGUUAUCGAUUUAACCUAUGUCUCUGGAUAUAUCAUAGUACUGGCUCCAAUGAACAAGUGUGAACACGACCAAGAUCUGAAUAAACUAGCUUCAGAAGACCAAAACAUUCUAUUAACUAGCACAGACUCCAUUUUACAACGCGAUCAACAAAAAAGUGAAUACAAUUGUUCUAGGAAAGCUGUUUUAGUGGAAAAUGAAUUGCUCACUAUUAUGAAAGAGCAUAAACCAAUCUAUUUCAUUACUUUACGUCUAGGUUUGCCCAUUUUUAACAUGGAAUUAAAUCACGCAGUUUGUGCUCAAAUAUCUAAUCAGAAUUUACUAUCCACUAAUAACCGUAAUCAUCUUGAAGCUACUAAUCAUCUACUUGUUGAAGAAUUUACAAAAUUUAUUUUUAAUGACUGUUCAGGUUUGUUACCUAACCAAAACCAAUGUAGUUAUUCAACCCUUGUUACCAGUUCUGGUGGUAAUUUUCCUGAUACCUGGCCCCUUCCUACAAAAAAUAUGAUGUGCGCUAAUGGUAUUUUGUCAUUUUUUUAGUCUUUUUCGCCACACCUAAAAAUAUUUAAUCUGCAAUUAUUUUUGGUUGUAACGCGUACAUAUCUAUUUCGGUCAAAUGAUUUAAUCGUUUGAUGAACAUUCAUUUUAAGUUUUUUGCGUGGAUUAUCUGUUAUUCAAGUAUCACUUAGGUUUUGUCUUUUUCUAUUUUUAAUUUCUACCCGUUCUUUCGUAUUUUUUAUUUCACCCUAAAAAUAUAUUGUCAUACAUGUGACAGCAGUACAUAUCGUUUUAUUUAUUCCGUAAUUAAUUCCUGAUCAAGUCACGUCCUCUAUAUAUCAGUAACCGCAUAUUGGAUAUAUCAGUGAUCAAUGUGAACUUGGUAAUUAGAUUACAGAUAGUUUUGAACAAGUUAUAACUUAAAAAUAACCCUGUAAAAAAUCUUUCAUUUACUUAAAAACAAGUUACUGGACAAUGUCGGGAAGUUUUUUUAAUCCAUAAUAUUUUCCAGACCUCUCACAAGCAGUAAGCUCAAGGAAUUUUUUCUAAUCAAUUUCUAAGUUGUACCAAAGUUUUGUAAUUUUCGUUUCAACUAAAUUCACAUCAAGAAUACAAUCUUAUCGUCUC
Schistosoma bovis is the source of this 4557-nucleotide messenger RNA. The record is from the annotation of a GenBank genome assembly. Lineage: Eukaryota; Metazoa; Platyhelminthes; Trematoda; Strigeidida; Schistosomatidae.